This is a messenger RNA of Trichomonas vaginalis G3, 739 nucleotides long. RefSeq names its product integrase core domain containing protein family. Gene Ontology annotation, biological process: DNA integration. The annotation marks the transcript as partial. NCBI's taxonomy places the organism in Eukaryota, Parabasalia, Trichomonadida, Trichomonadidae. The transcript has a single exon. The record is from RefSeq and is a predicted model, not a curated record. Gene Ontology annotation, molecular function: nucleic acid binding.
AUGAGCUUGAAAGAAGUAUUCGAACAACAUCCAUGGAGGUCAUUUAAGAAGUUCAAUGAAGCUGCAAAGAGUUCGGGAUUUACUAACAGAGCUGAAGUGAAAAGGUUCUUUGACAAAAAUGUUGUACAUCAAACAAAAAUAAAUCCUUACGACUACUUUUUACCAAUUUACUCCAACACUCCUGACGCAUACCAAUUUGACACUCUCAUUCAAAGCAGAAAAGGAGGACAUAAACCAUUCCUCAUCUUCAUAAAUGUUAACACUCGUAAAGCAUAUGCGUAUAUAAUGAGAAAUAAAGGAACUCAUGAAGUGUUAAGAGUUUUACAAAAGUUUGUAGCAGAACAUAGCCCAAGUAUUUUAACAUCAGACCAAGACGGUGCAUACCUCAGCAACGAAAUCACAGAAUUUCUCAUUAAGCAUAACAUAACUCACUACACUACUGAAGACCAUAACCAUAACAUACUCGGUAUCAUUAACCGCUUCAUAAGGACUCUCAGAGAUUUAAAUCAAGAGCGAGACUUUACCGAAGAAACAAUGAAACAUUUUCUCGAAGUAUAUAAUUCCUCAACACAUUCUACAACAGGACAUACACCAAAUUCAAUGACACAACAACAAGAAGAAAAGUAUAUACAAAAGAAACGAAGCCAAACACAAAAUAUCAGAAAUUCAACACAAUUUACUCUCAUUCCUGGUACAAAAGUUCGUGUAGUUCUUGACGACAAACCAUUGACAAAGAAAC